This is a messenger RNA of Pneumocystis jirovecii RU7, 1695 nucleotides long. Its product is annotated as anaphase promoting complex subunit CDC23. Bases 1 to 1695 code for a protein of 564 amino acids. NCBI's taxonomy places the organism in Eukaryota, Fungi, Ascomycota, Pneumocystomycetes, Pneumocystales, Pneumocystaceae. Gene Ontology annotation, molecular function: protein binding. The transcript has 10 exons. The record is from RefSeq and is a predicted model, not a curated record. Gene Ontology annotation, biological process: cell division. Gene Ontology annotation, cellular component: anaphase-promoting complex.
AUGGAUGAUAAGGGGCUUAAACGUACAAUUCAUAUGCAGCUGAAGGAGGCAAUACAUCAGUGUUCAGAGAGAGGGCUUUAUUUGAGCGCAAGAUGGGCAGCAGAGCUCUUGAAUGGGAUGGAGUCAAUUGAAUCGGUAAAUGACUAUGAUUCUUUGUGUAUAAAAAUGGAUGGUCAUAUUGAAGAUGAGAGGGAUUUUGCACCGGAAGGACAGGAUAUGAAAGAAAAGCAACGGGUUAAGAUGUUGCUUGAAGAGAAGGAAAAUAACAGAUAUGCAUUAGCAAAAUGUUAUUUUGAUUGCAAGGAAUAUGAUCGUUGUGCGUAUUUUCUGAAAACAUGUCAAAGUACGAAAUCUAUAUUUCUUCGUUUAUACGCAAAAUUUCUUGCAGGAGAAAAGAGAGGAGAUGAGGAUAGUGAGUCAAUUCUUGGUCCUCUGGAUGGUAGUAGUGUUAAAAAUCGUGAAAUUGCUUCUAUAUGUCAAGAACUUGAAAAGAUUGUUGAGGUUCAAAAGGAUGCAUUUUUAUUAUAUCUUUUAGGGUUUCUUCAAAGGAAACAGAAACAAGAAUCUUUGUCGAUCAAAACGUUGAUACAGUCAAUUAACUUGUAUCCAUAUAAUUGGGGUAGUUGGCAAGAGUUAUCUAUGUCUUUGACUGGUAUAAAUAUGCUAAAUUCAAUUACGUCUGCUUUACCAGAUUGUUUUAUGAAAAAGCUAUUCCUGAUUUAUGCUAUUCUUGAACUUCAUCAAUCCGGCGAGCCUCUUUAUCGUCAAAUUGUUGAACUUGAAGCAUUGUUUCCUAAUAGUUUAUUCUUAAAAACACAAAGAGCCUUAAUACCGUAUAAUGGAAGAGAUUUUGAGGAAGCAGAAAAACAGUUUGAAGAAAUUGCAAAACUUGAUCCAUAUCGACUUGAUGAUAUGGAUAUAUAUUCGAAUAUUUUGUUUGUGAUGUCUAAGCGUUCAAAGCUUGGAUUUCUAGCUCAAAUAGCAUCUUCUACCGACAAGUUCCGUCCUGAAACAUGUUGUAUUAUAGGGAAUUAUUAUAGUUUACUUUCAGAGCAUGAAAAAGCUGUUAUUUAUUUUAGACGUGCUUUAAAAUUAAAUAGAAAUUGGUUAUCUGCUUGGACUUUAAUGGGUCACGAAUAUGUUGAAAUGAAAAAUACUCAUGCAGCAAUAGAAGCAUAUCGUCGUGCAGUAGACGUUAAUCGCAAGGAUUAUAGAGCCUGGUAUGGUCUUGGGCAAACUUACGAAGUUUUAGAAAUGCAUUAUUAUGCUCUUUAUUACUAUCAACGAGCAGCUGCUUUAAAGCCAUAUGAUCAACGGAUGUGGCAAGCUCUUGGGAAUUGUUAUGAAAAACUUGAUAGACCUGGUGAAGCAAUAAAAUCAUACAAACGAGCGUUAUUAGGUUCUGCUGCUGAUCCUGUAAUUUUAUUAAAGCUUGGAGGGAUAUUUGAAAGAAUUGGAGAUACAGAUACUGCAGCGAUGUAUUAUAAGCAAUGUAUUACAGCAGAAGAUGAUGAUGUAAUCACUUUAGAAAGUAGUAAGGCACAUAUGUGGUUAGCAAAGUGGGAAAUGAGUCGAGGAAAUUUACGUAAGGCUGAAAAGUAUGCUACUGAAAUUAUGAAUGGAUCAUUUGAUUUAGAAGAAGCUAAAGCCCUUGUAAGAGACUUACGAAGUAGAAUGGAUCAAGAUGGAGUUUAA